Molecule: messenger RNA, 3527 nt
Organism: Eurytemora carolleeae
Lineage: Eukaryota; Metazoa; Arthropoda; Copepoda; Calanoida; Temoridae
Exons: 6
Coding region: 1-1158 (385 amino acids)
Source: RefSeq, a predicted model, not a curated record
AUGAUUUUUAAGAACAGCCUUUCCUAUACUGAAUCAUCUUCUUGGCCAGUCUUGAGUCCGAGGUGGAAGGCCACGUCAAUAGGGUUGUCCCAGAGGGAGCUGGCAGUCGGCUUUGCCGGGCAGUUAAAAAUGAUUGAUGUAGGACGGAGUUCUACUACUGGAGAACUAGAACACGUCCAGUCUCAAACCAGUCAAUCCGCCUCCCUGUCCAGUGUAGACAGUAACAUAGAGAAAAAUCAAAAGAAAGGACGAGUGUAUAGAACUGCUAGCAGAGCUACACUGAUUGAUCAGGAUUCAGGAAAUGUUUAUCAGAUAAUAGAGACGAAGGACCGAGGUUGGAGGGAGAAGGAUGAAUCCAACCUACACUCCGUGUCUGCUACUAUACACAACGAGGGUAGGGACCAGGAGUACCAGGAGAUCAGGAGAGAAAAAAGAGAAUGUCCGAACCCACCCAGUACAAGAUCAUAUACUCCCAUCAGUCCUAACCCUGUCCCUAUGCCCCAAACCUACUGCCCGACACCGUUGACCCAGGCCGGGGUGUGUAGCAACACCUUGGGCCGGUCCCUUCGUCUCUCACAGAACUCCGACUACGCACAGAUUGUUAAAUCUCGUAGUCCUGUUAAACAGUCCUUUUGUGAGUAUGAAACUAGCCUGGUUAGAUCUGAACCUGAUCCUACACUAACCUACGACUAUCCACCCACUCAACGGGAGACUAUAGAACGAUAUAUAGCUGUGCCGAUCAGCUCAACAGAUCACCUGCUGAUCAGCAGUACAGGUACAGGUCAGCACUACCUGGCUGAACCUGUUUCUAAUCUUCUGAGUGAACGAAUACAAGAACGCAUGAGCGCAGCUCAGGGUUACGCGAACUAUAGUAAGGAUGCAGAAUAUUCCAUGGACGCGUCCUACUCCAAGGACGCGGGAUAUGUGGUGGAGACGUCCUACAACAAGGACAUGGUGUAUAACCUGGACGCGUCCUACAAUGACCGAGACAAUUCUUAUUAUGGUUAUACUCCUGCAACCCUGGAGAGUCCAACCUACGAUAAACCUCCUCCUCCCCUACCUGCUCCUGGAUACGAGCGACCUGUACCCCUGGGGGCCAGUAGUCGAGCCACAUCAAAAAUGUCCUUGGACUGCUUAGAUAAAGAGACAAAUUUCUAAAGCUAAAAGUACUGUCACCCUAUCAUCCAAAAGCGGGUUCAAACUAGUUAAAAGACUAUAUUUUGCUGGAUCUGUGAAACCUUAAGAAUUGUCUUUAAUGCCCAUCUUUUGAUACCUGAGACCAGAUUUAAAUAACUGCGAAAAGUAGUAAAACCAAGUGGAUAGAGUUGAACCACUUCUCCUCUUGUGCUCUGAGUCAAGCUGAAAAGAAUUUUUUAACUUAAUCUACACGUGGUUCAGCUAUAUCUCACUAUUCAUUAAAUCUGAUCCCUGAUAAACAAUUUUAUGUGUUUUUUUUCUCACUUUUAGGAUCUCAUUUUACGUGUUUCACGUUAGUGCCUAACCCAUACCUCUUAUAUACUUACAUAGUUGACUUAUUGGUACUUUACACCUGGGCCAAAAACUUUAAGCAUGAAAAAAACUUAAAACUCCGUAUCGGAAAAUUUGUUACAUUUAUGGACAAAAUUUUUUUUAAAUUAUGUGUUAUUUUUUACCAGUUGCCAAAGAUUAACUUUCUAGAGAUAGUAAAACUUAUGAAAUCCCAAAAAUAAACUUAAACUUAGUUUCCGAAACUCAGUUGUAAUAAAUUCCAAAGUUUCAGUCUCCGAGAUAUAUUAAGGAACAGUUGGAGCCGCACUUGCAGGUUUAUUUCAUAUUUUUAUAUUCUUUUCCAGCAAAAUCACAAUUCUACAACGAAAAUAUAAAAUUUAACGACAAAGGGAGUUUUUUUUGCCAUAAUAUAAAGUUUUUAAGUUCUAACCAAGAUUUAUUCUGAAAUAAACUUUUAAAAUCCUAAAAUUGGGAACCUACCAAAUUUACAGUGUGUUCGUUUUAUCUCUUGACGGGUUUUAUUUUCAUUUUAUAGUUUUAACUUGAAGUAACCCUCCAUCUGUAUAGUUAUAUGUCUGAUGCACAACGGUACUCUUUAAAAUUUCGAUUGAUCAAGGAUGACAGAGUGGAUACAUUUCAUAUUUUUUUUUCAUAUUUCAAAAAUAUUAUUAUUUAUUUCCAACGAACACUUACACUUUUUAUUAUUAGAGCGUUAAAAAGGUGGAUUUCUUUGACAUAAAAAAAGUUGUUCAAAUAGUAGAUUUUAAUAAAGGAUGGGUAUCAAAUAUUUAAAAGUCAAUAGUUGGUUCAUCUUUCUUUCAUCCCCUCUGAUACCCGUGUUGUAACUUGUGUGCCCCUCUUACGCCCCCCCCCUGAAAAGGUUCCAACUGUGCCCCUCCUAUCCCCCCUGAAAAGGUUCCAACUGUGCCCCUCCUAUCCCCCCCUGAAAAGGUUCCAACUGUGCCCCUUUGGUGUAUAAGCCUAUAUAUAUCCUACGUACUGCCUCCAGCCAACAUUUAACUAAACUUUUAAAUUUUCCCUCAACAAAACAAGAUAGAAAAACAACCUUUUUAAUAUUCAAACCUAACUUUAGCAUCUGAUUGAAGGGUGUAUAGCCAAGUACAUAUUCUGGAAAAGGUUCGAAAGGUGAAGGAGAUCAAAAUUGCACUUUAUUUUUGUUUUAUAGAUUGUGACUUUAUGAACCUUUCAAGCUACAAGUGUACACUAUUGUGAGUUAAAUAUUGUUUAUACAUAUUAAAAAAAAAGUUUCAGAAAUGCCCAAAUAGUUCAAACUACUAUAAAUGUGCAUUAACUUUUUCUCUUGAGGUCUUUAACAUCACUGCCGAAGAAAAGUUUAUAAUCUAAAUUAUCCUGUAAAAUUAUUUAUAUAGCUCUUUAUCAAUUCACCUAACUUAGGCACAAAUAAGUUUUAAAAUAUAUAUUAGUAAACUUUCUAAAUAUUCUACACUUAAAGUUUUUUUUUCAAGUGAUACUUAUACGCCUAAUUGACACUUAAACAAUUAAACUCGUAAUUUUAUUUUUUGAAAAUAGUUUUUUAAAUGAUGAUUUUUCUUUAAAGUAAAAUUUUUAUUAAAGCAGACUUUCUAGGAAUAUAGUUAAUUGUUGAUACUUUUUAAUUAUACAGGGUUACCCACAAGGGAUGAGACUGUAAAGACGACCCAAAACUCUAAAAAUAUAACGAUUUAUAAAGCUUGAUUUUUGGUUUCUGCAUUCAAUUGAGUAAUUCAGUGGUUUACUAAAUAAUUAAGCACAGUAAUAAGCCUACAAGCCUACACAAGCCUACAAGGAACCCUAAAUGCAAGUAAAUGGGCUAAACAAUCAGACAAUCGUCUUUGAAGUCUCAUCCUUUGCGGGUGGCCCUGUUGUUAUUUUAAACAGUUGUACAAUAUUUAGAAUCGUGAAUUGUCCCUUUAAAGUAAACACUUUGCCAAACUCCACCAGUAGUAGUAUGUAUAUAUAUACCUGUUAAACCUUUCUCUAACCGUUAAGAAAAGAAAUAAAAAUUAUUUAUUAGAUUA